Achroia grisella is the source of this 1440-nucleotide messenger RNA. Its product is annotated as facilitated trehalose transporter Tret1-like. Gene Ontology annotation, cellular component: membrane. The record is from RefSeq and is a predicted model, not a curated record. The transcript is spliced from 3 exons. Gene Ontology annotation, biological process: transmembrane transport. Bases 1 to 1440 code for a protein of 479 amino acids. Lineage: Eukaryota; Metazoa; Arthropoda; Insecta; Lepidoptera; Pyralidae. Gene Ontology annotation, molecular function: transmembrane transporter activity.
AUGAGUUUUAUAUUAGAAAUAAAACCGUUCCUAAGACAGUGUCUUGUGACAGCCGGAGUUUCCCUGUGUAUGAUGGAGCAUGGCCUAGUGGUAUCGUUUGCUAGUGUGCUGAUACCACAGUUGAGAAAAGAUGACAUAUAUGUCAAUGAGAAUAUGGAAACUUGGAUUGCAUCUAUACAAAGUACUUCAUUAUUUUUGGGAGCAUUUAUAACGCCCUAUAUGAUGUCUCGAUAUGGACGAAGAAAGGCCAACCUGGUAUGUUCUGUUUUAAUGAUCGUUGGCUGGAUCAGCGUUAUGGUAGCUCCAAGCGCCGGUAUAAUCCUGUUUGGAAGAUUCAUGCAGGGUGUUGCACUUGGUAUUUCUAGCUUAACCGGGUCAGUUUUAGUAGCUGAGUACUCUUCUCCGAGGUACAGAGGAACCUUCAUGACAAUCAUGACUCUAUCUCUUAUAUCUGGCUGUUUGGUAAUACAUAUUCUAGGUUCCUUAUUUCCUUGGCGUAAAGCAGCCGGCAUUAGUUUAGGUAUAACAAUCGUAGAUUUGAUUGUAAUAGCAAUCUCACCAGAAUCUCCCAUGUUUUUGGUCACAAGAGGUAGAUACGAUGAAUGUAGAAAAGUCUUUCACUGGCUGCGCGGAUUGAAUGAAGAUGAAGAAUUAGAGGCCAUGAUUAAAUCCGAUAUGCGAAUGAAAGAGUCACAUAUUCGACCAAAUACUAAAAAAUUUAUCAAUGGAGUAAGAGAAAUAAUUCAAAAUAUAAAGGACCCCGAAUUUUUUAAGCCAUUAAUUGUUCUAUGGCAUUUAGUCAUUAUAAAUAUUUGGUGUGGGGGUUUAAUAGUGGAUGUUUACGCUAAUGAUAUAUAUCCUAAGCUUAUGGGAAGUAAUGUCGAUGUCGUCAGUAUUAUAAUUAUUGCGGACUGCGUUAGGCUGGCGUCAUUAUUUUGCGCUAUUGUUGUUCACACUAAAUUUAAACGACGUCACAUGCUUAUACUACUUGUUAGUUUAAAUGUGGUUAUUUAUUUCGUUAUUGCCGGUUGCUCAUAUCUCAUUGACAGAGGCUUUAUUACUAACUCUAUAGUAGGAUUAAUUCUAAUUAUUGUUCAUAUAUUCAUACAUUCUAUUGGAGCCACAGCUUUAACUAAUACAUUACCUGGUGAGAUUUUACCUCUGAAAUAUAAAGGUAUUCAUAGUAUGCUCUCUACAUUCUUUGUAUCACUUAAUAUUACAGUAGCAUUUAAGACAUUGCCAUACUUAUUUUCGCACAUAGGACUGUCUGCUGCGUAUUGUAUUUAUGGUAGUAUAAUUGCUUACGGAAUGAUAGUAGCAGCAAUUAUGAUGCCAGAAACAAAUGGAAGAACUCUGUUGUCUAUUGAAGAGCAUUGGAAGAAACCAGUGAAAGAGACAUAUCUAACAAAAUCUUUAUCGACUCCAAAUGAGGAUAUAUAA